AAAAACCGACGCAUUGAUCGAAUCGAUCAGAAAGAAGCCAAGCCAGCUCGCACACGUAGCCCAGUGUGUCUGUCUAUGACCCCCUCUUCUUGGCAUUGUCGUCGACGCCUUCUUUGGCGCGUCUCAGCUCAUCGGCCCUGACCACCUCCUGACACGCAUUGAACAGCUGAGCCAGGUUGAUCACCUGCUUGCACAAAGACAGAGGCGCGCAUAUGACUGCCAGCCCCCACACUGAACGAUCAGGUCAACACAUCAUAGCAGGAAAGGUGAGGUGGACACGGCAGAACGCUGAUAUGUCUCUUCGAUCUCACUCGCUGAUCGGAUGAUGCCUGGCGGCUGCUGUGUGACGGCGUAGAGGGUCAGCCAGCACAUCUCGUUGCCCGCAUGCAAGACAAACAGCACACCUUGCCGACACACACACACGGGACCGACAUCGUGAACCUGUGAUGGAGUGGUUGGUCGGUGUGCGCUACCGACCAGUUGUUUCAUAGUAGAGCUUGAGAAGCAUGUUGGCUCUGAUCUUCUUGUGGGACGACGAUCCCGACAACACUGAACUGACACACAUAUAUCCACACACGGACACACAGCCGGCUGUCCACUGUCUGCGUAUCGAAUCGCCCCGACUCACUCACUCCCUCACCUGUACAUGUGGAACCAAUGGCUCACAAUGUCGAGGAUCACCAGGCACAAGAAUACUGCACACACACACACACACACACACACCAAAGGCACCACACAAGGCAUAUGAUAUCAAUGCAGCGACGGCCGCCGCCUUACGGAAGUAGUAUUGCGGAUACAGAUGGGAGUCAAUCAUCAACACGACGGCAGUCGAAAACCUGACAAACACACACACACACACACACACAUACAUCCGUCCACCGUGCUGCGUGCUGCUUGUAGCUACACUCGCUGCAGCCAGCCACCUGUCCGUCACUUGGUCCAGCACGGCUCCGAAAUGCGUUGCUGACAGAGGUAGUGAAAGGCAGCGGAGAACAAACCAUCCAUCCACAAGCAACGUGUGCUGCAUGGCAUGCAGUUGUGGUGUGUGCCAACCCCACUUUGGUUGAGCCUCCUUGCGGCCCAUCCAUCGAAAGCGUCGAGCACCUGGGAGGUGCUGUAGCAGACGACGAACCCCACCCACGUCACAUACGCCAGGGCAAAGGCCACAAAGGCAAGCACCACACGCACAUAACCUGAACAACGCACACAUACACAUGCAGCAGCAGCAAAACAGCACAGAUGGAUGGAGAGGCACAUAGAAGAGGCAGGGAGGAACAUGUGCUUCUGUGUUUGUUUGAUGUGCAGCUGAUGUGUUCGUCGGCCCCUCACCGAUGAUGUUGGGAACAAACAGAUAAACCGGGCUUAUCCAUGGUCUCCUGGACAUAGCAAACAC
Messenger RNA from Vitrella brassicaformis, 1393 nucleotides. The record is from the annotation of a GenBank genome assembly. NCBI's taxonomy places the organism in Eukaryota, Vitrellaceae.